UGACGGAGCGCGUCACCACGCGUCACAGCGGAAGUAGCUUUUCUGUCAAAUAUCUAAACACUGCUGCCUGGUAGAGGAGCUGGGAGCUGUGAUCAGCACGACAGGCGGGCUUCCAACCCCAAGACUGGAACAGAGCUGUUUCCUACACACAUGGAUCGGGGUGCCCUGGGAGAGGGGAAGAUGCUGCAGGGUUCAUUAGACAGCAGUGGCCCCAGGUUCACUCCUCUGGUGGUGGUGGAGCUGGCCUCAGAUACCAAGGAGGAAGCCAUUGCAUGGCUACUGAGCAGGAUAAGAGACCAACAGCAGAAAGGAGGUGCUGAGCUGCUGGUGGAGCAACUGGGCCCUGGAGUUGGGGCUCAGGAGAAGGAAAACCCCAACAUGUUCCUGGUGGGGGCUACUAGGCAGAGACUGCUCUCUGGUGCUGAGGAGGUGGGCCUCUUCAAAGAAUGCAAUGAUGGAUCCAUGAGAGGCUUCACCUGUGCCAACAAGCACAACUUCAAAGACUUUGAAGGGGAUGGGGACAGCUUCCUCAAUAUGGCUGAGUGCCAGUACAUCAUAAAACAUGAGCUGGACACAUUAAGGGCCAAAGAUGAGACUCAUGUACCAGGACACACCCAGGUCAAGCUCUACCCUGGGAAAUCUAUUAUUCGCAGACUGCAGUCCAAGGGGAUCCUGAUCCAAAUCUUUCCUCUCCAUGGACAGGAGGAACUCAAGAGACUGUCUUUCUCAUGGUACAAGAAGGUGAAGUUGUCCUUUCAGCCUCUUGAUGACAUCAGACACUACUAUGGUGAGGGUCAGGCCCUCUACUUUGGCUUCUUGGAGUACUUUACGUUUGCCCUGCUGCCUAUGGCUCUCAUCGGAGUUCCCUACUACCUGUUUGACUGGGAGGACUACGACAAAUAUGUCAUCUUUGCUGUGUUUAACUUGGUCUGGUGCACUGUUAUCCUGGAGUUAUGGAAGCGUUUCAGCUCCUCGCUAGCCUACCGCUGGGGCACACUGAGCAGGAAGAAGGCCUUUGAAGAACCUCGUCCUGGUUUUCACGGCACCCUCGGGUUUAACCCUGUGACUGGCCGCCAGGAGCCUCUCUAUCCCAAUCACAAGAGGCAGCUGCGUGUCUACCUUGUGUCCUUGCCCUUCGUCCUGCUCUGCCUUUACCUGUCCCUCUACAUCAUGAUGAUCUACUUUCAGAUGGAGGGAUGGGUUCUGUCAUUCCAUGAUGAGGAGCCCACCUUCUGGACAGGAGUACUGUUGUUCAUUCCCAGUAUUAUCUACGCUGUGGUCAUAGAGAUAAUGAACCUCAUUUACAGAUAUGCUGCUGAGUUCCUCACCGAGUGGGAAAAUCACAGGCUAGAGUCUUCAUAUCAGAACCACUUGGUCCUCAAAGUAUUAGUAUUCAACUUCUUCAACUGUUUUGCCUCGCUGUUCUACAUUGCCUUUGUCAUGCAGGACAUGGUGCUGCUCAGACAGAGUCUGGCCACCUUGUUGAUCACCAGUCAGAUCCUGAAUCAGUUCAUGGAGGCCUUUCUGCCCUACUGGCUCCAGAGAAGACGCAACAAGAAAAUGAUUCGCAAAGUCCAGAAGAGAAGAACUGUGAAAGACAAAAAGCUUCCUCUGGCCGAGCAGGUCCGGUUGGAGGCCGACAUGAGUACAUAUCUGGGUACAUUUGAUGACUACCUGGAGCUGUUCCUGCUGUUUGGUUACGUCAGCCUGUUCUCCUGCACCUACCCUCUGGCUGCUGUCCUGGUGGUGCUGAACAAUGUCACAGAGGUUUACUCUGAUGCCUUCAAGAUGUGUUGUGUGUUCAAGCGACCCUUCUCCGACCCAGCAGCCAACAUAGGAGUCUGGCAGCUUGCCUUUGAAGCCAUGAGUGUGAUCGCCAUUGUCACUAACUGUGCGCUGAUUGGCAUGUCUCCACAAGUCAAGGCUUACUUCCCCGAAUCAGAGACACAGCUUAUCCUGUGGACAGUGGCCAUUGAGCACAUGCUGCUGGCCUUCAAGUUCAUCCUGACGUUCCUCAUCCCAGAUGUUCCCAAACACAUCCAGAUCAAACUGGCCCGCCUGGAGUUUGAAUCACUGGAGGCCCUCAAGAAAAAGAGACAGCUCCUUGGAGGAAAAUGCUUGAAACCUCGAACCUCAGAAAGACCUUGGAGUGAGGAGCAGAGGAAGGCCUACAGAUACUGAUGGACUGCAGCUUUAACAGAUCACACUCUUGUUUACACACAGUCACAUGUAUGUAUUGAUACAAAACAACAUGUUAUUUUGGAGUUUAUGUGUGCUAUAUGUCUUCACUGCAUCACUGAAGGGGCUGAGCCUGAGACCACAGUUUUAGAUACACUGGUGUGUCUUGGGUGUGUUAUGUUGGUUGUUAAAUGUACUGCACUAUAGAUGAGACAUACUGUACUGAGGUUUUAUACAGGGGUAGUGGGAUAAAUAGAACAAAUGUGGUAAUCCAGGUGUUCAAAUCACAGAACCAUGCUGUAUUAUGACAUAUUAUUCUGUGGCCAAGAUUGAUUUGAUAUUCCUGAUGGUCUGGGUUGGGUUUAAUCAGUACUAUGGUUUUGGAAUCCCAAAACUACACUUGAAAGGUUGAGUUAUAUACUGGCAGGGUAAUGGUGUAAGCAGUCAACAAGCUUCUACCGCUAAUAACUUACUUGCUUAAAUGUCACUAACUCAUGAUCACUAUCUUUCAGUAUUCAAGUUGAUUGUUUUACUGUAUUCUGAAUUUGAGUUCAGUACUCAUAUUUAAAUUUCGAGACACAGAAUUGUAAUUUUCAUUCACAACUAAAUACUACUCAAACCCAAACAAGAAAAUCAAGUUAUCUAAAUCAAAACUCAAGAUUAACACAUAAAACUUGAAGGAGGUUACCAAUAAAAAGUACUUCAGCCUUAGUGAACCAUCAGUCCUCUGUCCAAUCAGGUUCCAUUCUAUCAGUCCAAGUGGCUGUAAACCAGGACACUUUUGUACCCGAGCUAUAUCUGACUUAGCAAAACAUAAAAUCACCUUUUCUUCACUCGUAUGGAUGGUUUUCAAAGUAAAGUGUGAAAUGUCCUACAUGUACUGAUAUUAAAGGUUGGCCACCUUUCAAAUUCACACUUCAAACAAAAGCUAUCACAAGAGUAGUCACUAACUGCUGCUAACUUUUAUUGCUCUUAUUUAUUUGGCUCAUUUAGCAAUGUAGCUAGCGAACUGAACUCCCAGCUUGGAACAACAGAAGAUAGUUGGUGGGAGCUUUGGACCAGCAAGAGGGCAGAGUGUGAGCUGGUUGGAAUGCUAACCUCAGUAGAAAUGUCUCCAACACAAAACUUAAACACAUUUUCACAUAUUUUCCUGAUAAUUUUAGGUUGUUUUCUUUGUGUUUCAAACUUAAAAUCUUACAUAUUAAAUCUUUACAUUUCAGCAUUAAGUAUUCAGUAUGUGAUGAAAUCAGUAAUGAAAAUUGAGUUGCUUCCAACAUUCAAAUGAUGUGUUCUAUUUUUACCUCCAGAGACAUGAGAUCAUGACAAGUAUUGAUUUUGUUGGGCUGUCCUGUCCUAGCAUGUGACGUAUCAUCUUAUUAGUCAUCUAAUUAGUAUCAGUUAGUAAUAAUAUGAGUCUGUUAACUGACUUGAAGUCAAACCAUGCACUCUUAUAAUACCCCAUGGUGCCUUGAAAUGCAAUGCCUAUCUGAAUAUUUGUUUUUCUAUGCUCUGCACACACAGUCCUCUGGUAUCUGUCUGAUGUAUUGAAUCUGUUGUGGUCAAUACAGUGGAUGGAACCCUUAGAGGCUCUUUGCAUCUAAAAUAAAUGUAUAAAGAAGGAAUUAAA
Messenger RNA from Acanthopagrus latus (yellowfin seabream), 3805 nucleotides. RefSeq names its product anoctamin 10a (gene ano10a). The transcript has 16 exons. Gene Ontology annotation, cellular component: plasma membrane. NCBI's taxonomy places the organism in Eukaryota, Metazoa, Chordata, Actinopteri, Spariformes, Sparidae. The record is from RefSeq and is a predicted model, not a curated record. Gene Ontology annotation, biological process: chloride transmembrane transport. Gene Ontology annotation, molecular function: chloride channel activity. Bases 151 to 2181 code for a protein of 676 amino acids.